UCCCCCCGAAGGUUCCGCCGACAAGAAUGGACUCAAUGCGAUGCCCUUCCUAGGCCAAAUCCACACCAGUCCUCUGCUGUCCCGCCCAAUGGGUCCAAUAGGUCACGCUCACCCCCCCACCUUCCCUCCGAUGGGAGAUUCAGAGGGAUUCAAUGCUUUGCCACAGAUGGCUUCGAUGGGACCACCGCCCGUGUUGAGCUCCCUCUGGACAGGCGGCGCUUCUCCGGACAGCCGCGGAGACUACUACGACGACCCCCACGAAGAGAAUUCCGACUACCGCUACGAGGGCGACUACGAAGGCGACUACUCGAUGCCCACCGAGGAGGACCAAGAGGAGGAGUCGUGCUCCUGUCAGAGCCAGACCUGUCAGAGCCAGAGCGAGUUCAGCUCGAUAGAGCGCACCGAGUCGGACUCGGAGUGGGAGGAGCUCUCCGACGGCCCUUCCCCCAGGGUCUCCCCGCUGUAGUCCCUCGGCGCAGUCGUGCUCU
Messenger RNA from Drosophila miranda, 488 nucleotides. RefSeq lists its product as uncharacterized. The coding region runs from base 41 to 466 and encodes 141 amino acids. The transcript has 2 exons. NCBI's taxonomy places the organism in Eukaryota, Metazoa, Arthropoda, Insecta, Diptera, Drosophilidae. The record is from RefSeq and is a predicted model, not a curated record.